Molecule: messenger RNA, 939 nt
Organism: Phascolarctos cinereus (koala)
Lineage: Eukaryota; Metazoa; Chordata; Mammalia; Diprotodontia; Phascolarctidae
Product: olfactory receptor 5B12-like
Biological process (GO): G protein-coupled receptor signaling pathway
Cellular component (GO): membrane
Molecular function (GO): olfactory receptor activity; G protein-coupled receptor activity
Source: RefSeq, a predicted model, not a curated record
AUGGCAUCUAUGGAGAACAGGACACAGGUGAAUGAAUUCAUCCUUUUGGGAUUAACAGAUGCCACAGAGUUUCAGGUCCCCCUCUUUAUCCUGUUCACCCUUAUCUACCUCAUCACCGUGGUGGAGAACCUGGGCAUGGUGGCCCUGAUCUCCUGGGAUUCCCACCUCCACACUCCUAUGUAUUUUUUCCUCAGUAACCUCUACCUGGUGGAUUUUGGUUACUCCUCAGCCAUUACACCUAAGGUGAUAGCUGGCUGUCUCGCAGUGAAUAAGGUCAUCUCUUACAAUGGAUGCGUUGCACAGAUGUUCUUCUUCUUGGCCUUUGCCUCCACCGAAAAUUGUCUCCUAGCAACCAUGGCCUAUGAUCGCCAUGCAGCUGUGUGUAGGCCUCUUCAUUAUACCACAACCAUGACAACAAGUGUGUGUGCUGGUCUGAUCAUAGCUUCCUAUAGCUGGGGUUUUCUGCAUUCUGCCAUUCACACAGGAGACACCUUUAGCCUGUCCUUUUGUAAUUCCAAUGUGAUCCAUCAUUUCUUCUGUGACAUUGCCCCACUCUUGGAUCUUUCUUGCUCUGAUAGCCACACCAUAGAACGGGUGCUCUUUGUUGUAGGGGGAUUCAAUGCCUUUUUCGCUAUCCUGGUUAUCUUGACCUCCUACUCGCAGAUUUUCAUCACUAUCCUGAGGAUUCGCUCUUUGGAGGGCCGGCAGAAAGCUUUCUCUACCUGUGCUUCCCACCUCACAGCUGUGUCCAUAUUCUAUGGGUCAACAAUCUUCAUGUACUUACAACCCAGCUCUAAUCAUUCCAUGGAUACAGACAAAAUGGCAUCAGUGUUCUACACCAUGGUCAUUCCCAUGCUGAAUCCUCUGAUCUAUAGCUUGAGGAACAAAGAAGUCAAGAGUGCUUUCAAGAAAGCUACCUGGGAACAAAGACUUUCAUAG